AUGGUGCUUGAGCUUCACCUGCAAAGUUCCCAGUGGGCUCUGGUUACAGGCGGAAGCUCGGGGAUUGCAGAAGACGUGUGUAGGAAGCUGCUACAACACGGAUGGCAUGUCCGAGUGCUCAUUCCUCCUCAAGGGAUAAGGAGGAACAAAGCUAACGCAUGGUUUGAUACUCUCUCGAAGGAGCACGGCAAUAGAUUGAUUGCGGAUGAAGUUAACGUUGCAAACAUUACAGAAAUUCGCGACUUGUGCGAAAAGAUUUCCUCGGAGAAGAUGAAGAUACGGCUGCUCAUCAACUGCGUCGGUUUCCAGGAUAGCAAUCCGAAGUCCGACUUGACAACGGACGGAGUUGACUAUGUGCUGGGAACGACCUACUUCUCGACCUGUCUACUAACAUUGCUCAUGAUUCCUGAGCUUCGUCGCUGUCAGCCAUCGUCUAUCAUCACUGUUUGCCCUGCUAGGUUGUCGAAGGCGGUGGAGCCAAACCUUGAUUGGAUCUCGGAGCAAGCAGCAAAAAUGGGAUCAUACGAUGGUCGUCUGAAAGUGUUAGUCAAGGAGGCUCGGAGUUUGCCGAUCCUGUUCUCGAGUCAGAAGAGACUCUUCAUGGCCUUGCUCUGCCCUCUAGUGACCUGGAAGUCGCAGAACUCAAAAGAGGUUGCAACAGCAACGGGAAAGGUGCACUGGAACUCGAGUCCGUCGGAAGUCAAGAUGCAGGAGAUGAUGGAGGUUAACAUAAGUGCUUUGCCCAAGAACAGUCACAUCUUGGUAGAGGUGACGGCAGCAUCUUGGCGAUCGUAUCAGUCACUGAGCCUCCAGGUGUUCUACAAGCCCGUACAACAGCAGCGAAAGCAGCGAAACAGCCUGGACGACGAUAACAACACCCUCGUAGGCUUCCUGCCGCCCCCCAUCCCCAUCUGCUCUUUUCCCCUAGCAGCACACCUCUUCCUUCCUGGUACAACGUCUCCUACUCCUACUUCUACUACUACUCCUCCUCCUCCUACUACUCCUCGUCCUUCUCCUACUCAUCGUCCUGGUCCUCGUCCUCCUCCUACUCCUUGUCCUCCUCCUACUCCUCGUCCUCCUCCUACUCCUCGUCCUCCUCCUACUCCUCGUCCUCCUCCUACUCCUCGUCCUCCUCCUACUCCUCGUCCUCCUCCUACUCCUCGUCCUCCUCCUACUCCUCGUCCUCCUCCUACUCCACUUUCGAUCCUCCGCUCACUGGUCUUCUCUAGAUCCCACUACUUCCUUGACGCCAACCUUUACCUCGUCAAUCCCUUCGAAAGGAACGAGACCGCGCAGCAGAGGCGCGAUCAGGAACAAGGAGCGACGUACUCGAUCUCUCUGCGGCAGUAUCGAGAGGAACUGAUGAGGCUGCGGGGCGAGACCUUGUGGUUUGACUUGGACCAGAACGUCGUUGCCUUCACGACGAGCAAGUCUCGUUAUCUGCAAAGACAGACCAGGAAGAUUGAAAUCGACAUCCACAGCAGGAUGCUCAGAAACAGGAAGAGGGACAGGAUAGUGCGCGAGUUUCCCUUCCAACAGCUUCUGAGGAUCAUCAGAGGAGCUCGAGGGUCGGCACAGGUCAAGAUCGAGUUCAUAGCCAGGGACUUGUUGGACAAGAACCGCAACGUCAUAGCAGGAGGAGGGCAGAAGGACUAUAACCUGUCGUUUGCCUCCCAGGACGAGGCAGAUCUCUUCUUCUCCAUCCUCUCGCACUUUGUGCAGGCAGGAGGCAUACGCAAGGGUCAGCAGACCAUCUUCAGGUACCUCGCGCGAUCUCCCCAGGGGCACAAGGUUGACCACAAGCUCGCUGUCGACGAGGCUUCCAACUCCCUGUCGUUCCUAGAUGACCCGAGCAAGGAGAGUAUCUCCUUGUGGCUGGUGACGGGGCUGGAGAGGGAUGCUGCGUCCCCCGAGAAGAUCGAGCUCAAGCUCUCUGCCUCCCUCUCCGUAUCCCUUGAGUUCCUCACUGAGCAGAUGGCGACUGAGUUCGCAAGCAUCGUCAGCCGCCACCUCCGACCCCCCGUCAAGUCCACUCUCAACGUCUCCCUCGUCUUCACCCCGCCCAAGGUCGAGAAGGAGCAGAAGCAGGAGGAGGUGAAGAAGAUCGUGCGGGCAAGGAGGGCGAGCUCGUUUGUUAGGAUCUUCCGAUCUAUCAGGACGAGCCUGCCUUCGAGCUUCCACGGCACCUCCAAGCAGAUGCACUCGGAGCUCCAUCCCUCCCUCAAGAAGUGGACGGUGACGGAGAAGAGCGCCAUGGCGAUCAAAUGUGUGUGCAUGUUCAUGCUCAGCCUAUCCGAGAGGCUCGAGGCGGCGGCGGCCAGUGUCUCCUCUUACGUCAUCGACGUCGAGCACUUUUCCUUCGACACUCGCACAUCGCUCGUUGGCAACGUGAUGAAGCAGCCUGCUGGGCUGCUGGAAGCGAAGAACCUGCUGGGUGCUGGAGUGGAGGUGGACGCGAUCAUCAGCGAUAGAAACACCUUCUUCGACGCCUCGUCCUUCACGGGCUCUCCCUUCAUCGCCGAGAUCCCCUCACAGACUCCUCCUCCCUUCGUGCUGGAGCUGACGAGCAGCUCGGGUCUGACGAGGGGCAGCAGCUUGCGGCAGGUCGAAGUGAAGAAAGGAGACAAGAGCGUGGAAAUCUCCUGCCUAGGACGCAUCUACUCCCCGAGCUUUCCAAGGCUGUGGCAUAUCACCACCAUGGCCGUCCGCUGCGACUUCGACGAGAUCAACCCCUUGCGCGCCGUCUGGAUGAUGCAAAACCUCUGA
Messenger RNA from Guillardia theta CCMP2712, 2766 nucleotides. RefSeq lists its product as hypothetical. The record is from RefSeq and is a predicted model, not a curated record. Gene Ontology annotation, molecular function: actin binding; microtubule binding. The transcript has 12 exons. Bases 1 to 2766 code for a protein of 921 amino acids. Gene Ontology annotation, biological process: actin filament polymerization. Gene Ontology annotation, cellular component: actin filament; cytoplasm. NCBI's taxonomy places the organism in Eukaryota, Cryptophyceae, Pyrenomonadales, Geminigeraceae.